AUUGGCCCCAAGUUUGGACACUCGUGUCCUUGUGUUUGGACACCUUGAACCCUUGACAUCCUGGGACUCUUAGUUGGACACACUUAUGUUUACAUGUGACCGGCGGUCAGUUCAGGGACGGUGUGGUGAACGUGUCCUCUGUGUCAGGUUUGCCGUCCAUCCUGUAUCGUUUACUGCAUCAUAAACCAUGUUUUCUACUUUGGCUGAGUGAAAGAGCAGCUGGGUCAUGUCAGGGGUCGGAGUCACCACUACCACUACGCUCCACCCCUCUUGUUCUAGUGUUGAUUUUCACUGCCCACAACUCAGGAAUGAAUGUCCUCGUCUUGGUUUCCGUGUUUUAUUGCUACUCAGACACGGUUUCUGUUCUGUCCCAUUUUGGCAGAGAGGCAACAUGUGUUUGGAGGAGGAGGAAGGGGAGAGGAGGCGGGAGGAGGAGGCGGUACUGUAGUUGAAAGAGAGCAGCAGGAGCCCACGUCUCAGAAGCAUCUAAGAAGAAGAAGAAGAAGAAGAAGAAGAAGAAGACAUCAGAUCUACGGGGCUGAAGACUUGAAGUGCAGUGACCUUAAACCCGUUACUGUGAGCUGGUGCAUCAUGGGAAUCAACGAUAUUGACCACAAUUUCCAAAAAGAAGACAACAUCAAACCAGAUGUUCUCGACACUGAAAUAAAGACUGGAAGUCUCAACCACAGCUCAGUGUGCUCCUCCUCACAAACUGAAACCUCGAAGGAGAACUCGCUCUGCCUGGACUCAGCUUCUCUUGACAAAGCUGGAGGAGGAGGAGGAGGUGGGGGAGACAGGAGCAGGGCAGCGAGCUGCGACGAUGAUGAGGAGGGACACCUGGUUUAUCGCGUCGGCCUGGUGAUGAAUAACAGAUAUGAGGUCGUUUCCUCUCUGGGAGCUGGAGCCUUUGGGAAAGUGGUGAAGUGCAUGGACAGGGAGAAGGACGAGCAUGUCGCUGUUAAGAUUGUGAAGAACAUCGAUUGUUUCCGUGAAGUGGCCAUGUCUGAGAUUGCUGUGUUGGAGGAGAUCAAAUCGUUGGAUGAUGAUCACAGAUUCGCCUGUGUGAGAAUGCUGGACUGGUUUGAACAUGAAGGUCACGUCUGCAUCGUGUUUGAGCUGCUGGGCAUCAGCACCUUUGAGUUCCUGCGACAGAAGAGGUUCCUGCCCUUCACUGUGGAGCAGAUCCGACACAUGGCCUUCCAGAUCUUCAGAGCCGUCUGCUUCCUUCAUCGUAACAAGCUGACACACACCGAUCUCAAGCCAGAAAAUAUUCUAUUGGUGAACCAAGACUGUGACUCCAGCAGCAGCGAGGAGACAAAUCUACAAAGUCUUGAUGUGAAGGUGGUGGAUUUUGGUACCGCCACGUUUGACCACCAACACCAUGAAUCACUGGUGUCGACACGGCAUUACAGAGCUCCAGAGGUUAUACUAGAUCUCGGCUGGAACCAGUCAUGUGAUGUUUGGAGUCUGGGCUGUGUUCUUAUGGAAUUUUACCUUGGACACACACUCUUCCCAACUCAUGACAGCAAAGAACAUCUGGCCAUGAUGGAGAAAGUUCUGGGACCGAUUCCUGGCCAUAUGUUGAAACAGACGAGAAAAAAACAUUACAUCCAUAAUGACCGUCUGCACUGGGAUGAACAAAGCUCGUCUGACAGCUACGUGAGGAAACACUGUAAACCCCUGAAGCAGAUCAUGCCCAGGGUGAGAGAGGAGGAGCGGCAGCUCUUCGACUUGGUCAGCUGCAUGUUGGAGUACGACGUCUGCAGCCGCAUCACCCUGGAGGAGGCGCUGUGGCAUCCGUUCUUCGGCCCUGUACGGGCACAGACGCAUCAGCGCAGUUAGCACGGAAACACGACACAGAGUCGCUGAUGACCAUGUUCAUGGGACAGACAGGCGCCUGGAUCAGCACCAAGUUACAAAAACAUGUAAAUAUUCUGAUAAAUGAUAGAAACUUUGUAUAUAUUUGUACAUGUAAAAUAUUCUGUAUCUACCUCAGGGUUUUGAGCGUGUUUUUAAAUAGUACCAGGAACCAGCAACAGCGCUGUGAAGUAGGCAGGGCGAUAUUUUUCAAGCCAAAGAUCCUGUAAUUAA
Cynoglossus semilaevis (tongue sole) is the source of this 2091-nucleotide messenger RNA. Its product is annotated as dual specificity protein kinase CLK4-like. The coding region runs from base 313 to 1842 and encodes 509 amino acids. The record is from RefSeq and is a predicted model, not a curated record. Gene Ontology annotation, cellular component: nucleus. Gene Ontology annotation, biological process: regulation of RNA splicing; peptidyl-tyrosine phosphorylation. Lineage: Eukaryota; Metazoa; Chordata; Actinopteri; Pleuronectiformes; Cynoglossidae. Gene Ontology annotation, molecular function: protein tyrosine kinase activity; ATP binding; protein serine/threonine kinase activity. The transcript is spliced from 13 exons.